AAUUAAAUUUGGCUGUCAUAUAAGCUUUGAUGUUUCACUGAGAUAUUAAAUAGUCAUUUUUAUUGUGCUCACUUCUAUGUUUAUAUAAAAUUAAAUGUGACAGUUUAUUGUUUCACCACCUAUUAUAACUGAUAUCUUCUGUAUUCUUUUUUAAUGCUGUAAAUAUAUAUAUAAUUAUGGUAUGAUAUACAUAAUCUCGUUUUAAUCAUAGAAAGAUAUAAAGGCUAUAAUGAAUAAGGUUAUGUUUACAAAUGUCAUAGCUUUUAGUAAAUUACUAAAAGUAAAUCAUGAAAUUACAAAAUUUGCAACUAAAUUUCUACAUAUACAAUUUCAAAUCCUCUUUUCAAAGAAAGAUGAAAUGUCUGAGAGUCCAAGAAUGCGUGAAUUUAGAAAAAAAUUAAGAGAACGUACACCUAUAGAAAAAUUGGAAGAACUGGAAGAAGGCAAACAUCCUUAUCAAGAAAAAGAACCGUUGAAACCAUUUCCAAAUGAUACUAAUCCAGAAACAGGUGAAGUAGGAGGUCCACGUGGACCAGAACCAACACGAUAUGGUGAUUGGGAAAGGAAAGGUCGAGUAACAGACUUCUAAAUAUUUUUUAGUUCAUUGUAUGUACAUAAAAAAUAUAGUUUAUACAAGAUGUAGAAUUAAAAACAGGUAUAGUUUAGCAAUUUAAAUUAGAAUAAAAAACUUAUUGUGUAUAUGUAUAAAGUAAAAUAAUAAAUAUUAUAUUUAUAUUUAAAAAA
Messenger RNA from Bombus pascuorum, 744 nucleotides. Its product is annotated as succinate dehydrogenase assembly factor 4, mitochondrial-like. Gene Ontology annotation, cellular component: mitochondrion. The transcript is spliced from 4 exons. The coding region runs from base 230 to 589 and encodes 119 amino acids. Lineage: Eukaryota; Metazoa; Arthropoda; Insecta; Hymenoptera; Apidae. The record is from RefSeq and is a predicted model, not a curated record. Gene Ontology annotation, biological process: mitochondrial respiratory chain complex II assembly.